GUGUGUGUGUGUGUGUGUGUGUCUGUUUGCCUUUGUGUGUGUGUUUAUUUUUGGGCCAAAAUGGAUAUCGCCUUGCGAGGCACAACAACAGCAUCAGCAUCGACAUCAGCAACUGGAACAGGUCUACAUCAUGCUGUCUCACUGGGCAACAUUCAGGUAUCCACGAAGGCCACUUAUUCCAGCCACAUGGAUCGCAGCUACGACUCUGAAGAUGAGCACACGGGUCGACGACGCUUGCGUCAAACGCUCUCCACCGAAUUGCAGCCUCGCACCUCCGUCUACUCGCGUGGAGAUAUAAGGGAACAGUACUGCCUUACAGAUCGCCAGCUGCACAGCAUCGAGCAGCGUCCACGUCGAGAGCGUUUCUUUGGUUGUCUCUCACGUCGGGGUCAAACACAGACGAGCAGCUUUCUGGGCGGCUGUGUGGGUCGUCGAGUGCCCUCCGAUGAGAAUCUAGCAGCCUAUGCGCCCUUUGAAAAGUAUCCACGCUAUCAGAAUAACUACACGGACACAAACGAACUGGAUAGUUCCUAUUUUCGCCGUCAACCGGCAUCGAUCCUAAGCACCGGCAAGUCAACUGAGCCGGAUUCGGGUGCUCGUUGCAACUGGAUAGGUCAGCAGACGCAGGCGCAGUCGAAUAACAACAGCAACAUUUAUCAAACGGAAUCGAGCUCGUACCACUGCCCCACUUAUGCCACAAUGCCAACGACACAACAACAGCAACAGGCUGGUAAUCCCAGAACCAAGCACGUAAGCUUUGCCAGAUCACAUACACUUACCAGCUUCGAUACCGUCAACGCCGGAUUUCGUUCAUCGGGUCGCUUAAAAAGCACACGCAGUCAGGAACGUUUAAUUGGUGGCAAGAAGCCCAUCAUUGCCACGGGCUCCAUGUAUGAAACGUUGCAGCCCAUGUUGCCACAUCAACAUCCUCCGCAACACCCACAACAGCAACAGAGCUCAACGCUGCCUAAGACUUGGGCUUUGCCAGCUCCAGUGCAGCUUCAAACUUGUCAGCAUCAUCCCAUACAUCUGCAUCAACAGUUGCCAGGUAACCAACACAACAUGUUGGGCUUGAUCAUACCACAACCGCUGCCCGUGACCUUGCCACCUCCCAGUCCGGAGAUACUUAUUGUGGAGAAGAAGUUCCGCAAUGCAAUGAAGACGCAGGCAACUCAAACAGAUGUGGCAACUCGUCUUUCCAAUUCCCAGAUGCUGGCCCUUAGUCCACGUGCCCCACAUCGCAUUAAAGUGAUGUCACAGGGAGCUCAAACGAAUGGUUUACAAAAUGGAAAAAAGCUGACAAAGAGUCUAUCGGAAAUACCCAACGGAAAGGAGCUUAAGCAUCAGCAUUAUCAACAGAGUUCGGACUAUCCGCAUGAUCUAAUCUAUCGCACGCAAUCCCAGGACGUAACCCCAUUGCAAACCAUCUCCGAUGCCCAGAACAACAUCAUGUACUACAAGCCACCUCCUCCUUUGUUGGACGCUCACAGCCACGGCCUGGGCAUGGAACACUUAAGUCGCGGUCGAGCUGAGCAGAAUGUGGAGUAUGUGAAUGUGAAUGCAGCUGCCAUUGCUUUAAAUGAGAGCUUCGAUUACGAGAGCAACAGUUUGCCACGUCGAGCGUGCACCUCGCAUGCGCGUACCGAGACGGAUUACUACUCCAACAGCUUACCCCGACGUCCGGAUGCUCUGCAUAGUCACGAUGUCUGCAAGCACAUAACCGAGUGUGCCGAGUUAAUGACGGACAGUGUUCCAUUGGACUUUACCCGGCCACAUCUUCUUCCUCCUCCAAGUGAGUACUGCAAAAACGAUGACGAUGUUGUGGAAGAAUAUUACGAUGAUGAGGAGGAGGAGGAUGUGAGGGCGCAUGAGACAGAGAGCUUCAGUUCCGAGGUGUGCAUGGAGCAAGCGCUGGCAGCAGCGGCUCAGAAUCGUCGCAUGUCCAUGUUGCCCCUAGAUGAUUCUCCUUUCCGUCGGGAUGACCUAAGACGUCAAUCCAUGCCUGUCUAUGGCCAGACGGAGAAGCUCAUUGAUGGCUUUGGGCCCCGUACUUCGUUCCGACGUCGGGACAAGGUCAGUUGCUUUGCAGAUGAGCCAUCGCCACGGGAUGAGCAGGAGAUCUUCAUUGACUUCAAGCCGCAUGUCUCGCCGAAGCCGAGUCCUAAGCAACAGCUUAAGCAUCGCAAGCAACACAAAGCGGAGAUUGCCAUGCGAAAGAUGCAGCAACAGAGGUUGGCCCAGGCGGCCGCCUUAACUCUACCGAAGCUAAAGCAACAGCCAGUCGAGCUUGAGGCUAGAAAAGUUGAGCUUGAGCCCAGUGACGUUGAGGGGGACGACGACGAGGAGGAAGAAGAGCCAGAUGAGCUGACCCAACAGUCACUGCAGGAUCCAGUCAUGGAUCAGGAGCAUCCCGAUGACGAUGAACCCCUCUAUGAGAACAUAACCCCUUGUGGCUGUAAGAUAGAACCCAUUCCAGAUCCAAUUCCGGAUAAACGUGCGCAGUUCCGCAAGCGUUCAGUUAGCCUGGAUGACGAUUAUGCCGCCAUGUCAGCGGUUUGUCCACCUCCGGGAUUAAGGCUACCCUCCACACCGGCUAGUCCUUGUCGGGAUGAGCUGCUGCUGGCCAAUGUCUCAACUUAUCCAUCCUCAGACUCGCUGGCCAAUGACAACACACGCGAUCACUCCGAUGGCAUUUGGAACGAAUCUCAAGUGACUGUCCUAACUGCCGAGCAACGCGACAUCUCCGACGGUUCUUAUAGCUCCAAUUUACUGCUAACACCUUCAUCGAAGAGGAAGAACCUGCUUCUGCAGCAUCAACAACGCAGCUCCGUCGACACAGAUGUAUUGGACUUGGAGGAACUGAGUCCCACCUAUGGCCUCCAAACACUGCCCAGGAUUAUCAAAACGCCAACCCCCACCACAACGAAGUCAAAAGAAGCUCCUCUGCAUUCGGUUAUCACACCCGCCAUUGCUGUGACGCCCUCAAGCAACCAGCUGCCGGAUACGAUAUGUUCUCCUCUCCCAAAGCGGAGUAUGGUUUCUCGAGGCUCCGUGCCAGACGCUCGACAACUGAUGUAUGUGACGGGAGUACCAAAGCAGCGCCACUCGGAUGCCUCGUUUUUGCCAUCGUCUGGAGGAGAUUAUGCACGCAGUGCAGAUAUCUCGGAGUGCAGCACGAACACAGAUGAGUAUGCCACCUGCACGGAUACAUCGAAGCGUACACCAGGUAUUAAGACACCGCCGACAACGACAAGCUCAUCGUCGACCACACAAGUGCCAGUGUCUACGCAGAGCUCACAACUGGAAAAAACCCAUGCGGGUUCUUCCUUCGAAAGUGCCAGUUCUUUGUACUCCAUGCGGGAGGAACUUUUACAGCACGAUGAGAAGGAAAAGCUGGAUAAACCCUCCGUGAAAGCCAAUCAGUUAAAGUCACCGAUUGGUUCUCUAUCGGAGCUUGCAAGGAAGUCACCUUCCCACUCGAUAAGCAGUGCGACUUCCUCUGGCAGCUGUCAGAUGUCUGGCCAGGCGAUCAAGUCCCCCGCCAGGGAAUGUCAGCCCCAGACGGUGAGUAGUACAGCCAGCGCUCAGAUGAAGGUCUGCGUUGCGGAGACGGUGGCACCACAGAAACCCAAGCCGGAAUCCAUAUCGGAGGAUGAGCGCAGUGAAGUGCGUUACUCCUCCUCCGGCUACUACGAGAGUCCGCACGAUGAGGAUGAUGAGGAGCAGGUGACACCCAUCUGCAAGGCACGUCGCCAGCGCCAGGAGGACGAGCGUAAGCGAAGGAAAACCAGCAUGAAGUUGGAUAUUGAAAAGGAGAACAUGCGAGCAUUGACGAGUCCCGUCAAGAAACCCGCUGGACCCGUCAAGUUGCAAUCUCCGGAUGAAAUCAGUGCUGCCAUCAGCAUAGACGGUGGAAGUCCCAGCAAGAUGAAACGAUUCCGUCCCAAAAUACGACGACAGCUGCGAAAGAGUUCGCGAGAAGACGUUCUCGCAGCUGCAUCCGCUAGACGUGCACGUGCCACGCCCACCAUCUUUGGCCUAAGCAGCGUCAGUGGAGAUACCGAGGUACUCCUCGAUGCCAGCAUGACCAGCACAAUGGGACCGAGGGUCAUCACAACACCAGAUGCUGCCACAACCGCGUCAACAACAACAACAACAACAUCGGCCUCGUCCACGGGGACGACAACGUUGCAGGAACAAGUGGUACCUCCGCCGGGGAGAAAGCCGCACAGUUGUGCCACUCCCACAGCCCUAUUGUCACCCAAAUUGCCCGUGGCCGCUUCCUUGCCUGCUACAAAAUCCGCUUCGGAAGCGGGUCAACUAAAGGCAAAGUCCAUUGAAUCCCUUCGCUCCGUUUCUCCUGGUUCCGAUUCCGUUUUCUACAGCGAAGCAGACCAAAAUGCGGCAAGUGCCGAUCAGGGACAUUGUCUGCACUGUGGCAAGGAGGUGGAGGGAAAGCAGCACAGCAUUACGGCCAGCGAACUGGUCGGAGAUUCUGUAGAGUCCAUACCGUACAUCGAACAGGAGGCGGACAUUGUGAAGCCACCCUCCGACUUUGCCGACUCCCCGGUGACCACUAAAACCACACAGCGUCUCUACAAAAAGAUGGAUAAACGAUUCCGUUCCGAGGAGCGUUACCAUGGCGAGAGGGGAAGACACUACAAGACGAGGCAGGAGAACAUACGCGCCAAGAGUGAGGAACGUGGACGGGCUCCCAGUCUGCCCAACACUCCCAUUCUCCGACCCGCCGGCUCCAGUCCCUGUGUACUGCCUGACAUCAACACGGAGCAGAGUCAGCAUAUCAUCUACAAGGGUCACUAUGAUGCAGGGCGUUAUACGCGCCUAACCGAUGAUGAUCUGUGGACGCAAUUGGAUCAUCAGUGUUUCGAUCGGUCGAGAGAGCGUCGUGCUUCAACAGAAUCGGAAAAGAGUUUCCAUGCCAAGUACCAGGUGAUACUACAUCGUUUGGUACAGCGACGUUGUACACUCGAAAUGUACCAUCGCCAGAAGCACAACAACUUCCGCGUUGACAAAACGGUUGUGGUUAAAAGCGAUUCGGGUGAGUUUGGAUUUCGCAUACACGGCUCUAAGCCGGUUGUGGUUGCUGCCAUUGAGCCAGAGACGCCAGCGGAGAGUUCCGGCCUGGAGGUUGGCGAUAUCAUCAUAUCGGUGAAUGGCGUUCAAGUGUUGGAUAAGCACCACACCGAGGUGGUAAAGAUAGCACACGAUGGUUGUGAGAAACUAGAAUUACAGGUGGCACGCACUAUUGGUGUCCUCAUGCACGAACAACUGGAACCACCGAGUCAACCCAUUUUCAGUGGUUACCUGUGGCGACAGAGCGGUCAGGCAAAGGGUGCUCCUAAUACAAAGAAAUGGGUGCGACGUUGGUUCUCUCUCCGGCCGGACAAUUGCCUCUAUUACUAUAAGACGGAAGAUGACUCUCAACCCGUGGGUGCAAUGAUAAUGGCCAAACAUACUGUGGACUUGUGCCCUUUGGAUAUAGGAAAACCCUAUGCCUUUAAGGUGGACUCCGGGGAGGGAAUACCUAUGUAUGUGGCUGCUGACUCUGAGGAAUUGGUCAACAGAUGGUUAAAUUUACUGCGACAAGCGGCGACACAGGAUAAUCAGUGGCUGGACAAGAGCGCCCGUUGCUUGUACCAGAGUCCCGGGAACAUAAUGCGACCGGAUUGUUUUGGCCAUUUAUUAAAAUUGGGCUCAAGGUGGUGCGGUUGGUCGAAACGCUAUUGUGUACUUAAGGAUGCCUGUCUCUAUUUUUAUCAAGAUGCAAAUAGCAAAAGUGCAUUCGGCAUGGCCUGUUUGCAUGGCUAUAAAGUGGCCUCAAUGUCCGCCAAUGCGUCCGGCAAGAAGAACUCAUUCGAAAUAAUACCACCCGAAGCGAAAUUACGUCAUUACUACUUCUGCACCGAAAGUGAAAUGGACAAAAAGCGUUGGAUAUCCGCUCUGGAGUAUUCCAUUGAUCGGUGGAUAAAGUCCGGGUAACUAAGGUUAAAAACACGCUCCAGAUCGGCUUUAAGUAGCCGACACAAGCGUCGAAGUUUUAGCUACUUCAUGGAUUAGUUCUAAUAUCGGAAGCUGAAAUUCGGAUUGGGACAUUAGUACGGGUACUAGGUACUACCAACUAGCUCUUAAGCAACCACAGCAACCAUAAGAAUCACAGCAACCACAUGAGGAAUCAAGAAGACGAAAAUACUUAGAAAUUAGUCCAGCGUUUUUUAUAGUAACUAAGACAAGGAAUUUAGAAAGCUAGGCGAAUCGGGUUUAAAAAACUAUUUGAAAAACUAUUUUGAAUAGCCCUUAAAAAAAUAUAUUAUAAUAGAACUUUUGGUGUGUAUUCUUGUUAUACAUUAUAGUUUAUAUACAUACUUAUGUUUAGUGAGGUUGUCUUGUUAUACACACAUACAAACACACACACAAUAUACACAUAUAUACAGCAUAUUAUAUAAAUAGUCGUAAUACCAAGCAGCAGACCAAAAUAUUGUCUCUAAAGUGUGUGAAAACAGUAUGAUCAGCACGGUGGGAAUAUUUACAAAAAAUAUAGAAAAAAAAUAGAAAAGAUUGAAACUGACUUUGGGGUAAAAAAAACUGUCAAAAACUCAUGACCAAUUUCAAAAGCAAACCCAAAUGACAACUAAAGAAGGUUUGAAAUUUAGAAAUAGUAAGAGAAAUUCAGAAAUCAUAAAAAUAGUUAUAUUUAUGGGCUGUUCCAUAAUGAGUUAAUACUUAGUUCGAGUGCAAACGGUUUUCGUCCUUAUUGGAAAUAGAAGAUGAAGAAGCGGGGAAAUUGAGAAAUUUAUUAGUUAGACACAAUUAAUAUUCUGAUGAUAUAUGUAUAGCGUUUUUAUAAACACGAAACAAACACAUUGUAGCUUAGCUUAGCUUUUGAUAGGUUGAGUUUUUUUUAUAAGUCGAUCGUUUGUCUGAUAUUAACACAUAACAAUAAUAUGGAAAAUGUUUUAUGGAUAGUUCAUACACAUAGACACACAAAUACAUACAUAUUUCAAAAUCCAGUAGUUACUUUGUCAUAUAUGCAAUAUAUGAUCUUUUUUUGGAUCAGUGUGUGCCAUUUUUAGCUUGAGUUUUUUGUUAAGCAUGAGUAUAUUAUAUAUUUGAUAUUUUAAAAAUAUAAAUUUCCAAUCAAUGAGUGCGCUGGUUCAUUUAGAUAAUACUAAUAAUAUAUACAAAUAUAUACACAUAUACUCGUAUAUAUAUACUCAGUGACAGCCAUUUUAUGUUAUGUAAGUUAUCUGUGGAGAUGACAAAUUUAAGUAAAAAAAAAACUAAAUAAGAGCUUUAAUUAUUAAAUAAAGAAUAUACCAAGAACAAAA
Molecule: messenger RNA, 7346 nt
Organism: Drosophila innubila
Lineage: Eukaryota; Metazoa; Arthropoda; Insecta; Diptera; Drosophilidae
Exons: 19
Coding region: 61-6000 (1979 amino acids)
Molecular function (GO): protein binding
Source: RefSeq, a predicted model, not a curated record